Molecule: messenger RNA, 1048 nt
Organism: Stereum hirsutum FP-91666 SS1
Lineage: Eukaryota; Fungi; Basidiomycota; Agaricomycetes; Russulales; Stereaceae
Exons: 4
Coding region: 229-966 (245 amino acids)
Source: RefSeq, a predicted model, not a curated record
UUUCUCUCUUCCGUUUGCUUAUGUCGCCCUUCUCCCUGGCCUCAUCCUCUAUACACCACUGCACAAGGCCGCCAUUAUAACCGUCUUUGUUUUUGUUUCGGCUGGUUUCAGUUUGUGCGACACAACUUCCUAACGCGUCGAGCGUGGCCUCUCUGCCCCUCGAUCCUCAGACUAUUACUUUCGGAAACGUGUAUAACUUAGUGGCAUAGGGCAAGCAAGUUAUCUAGUAUGAUUAGGGCGUUCUUGUCACAAGCCAGCUCGCGUGUGCUGGACGUUCGCCUUGAAACGGGUGGCACGGCCGUUUCACUCCCGGUGGAGGAGCAGGAAAUCUCUCUCAACGUGGAAGCGCUAUACGCUCUAUUACCCGCAGCCCCGCAGCUGCAUUGGAGGUCUGUCGCUGGAUUGUGCGGGAGCACGGUGGCACCGGUGUAUAGGUCGCUGCAGAGGAGACUGCUGGAUGAUGUGGAGCAGGUAGCUACAAUGCUAGUGGAUUUGGGACUACAAAACGAGGCGGACGAGGAUUUCGAGUCAAUACCACAGCCUCUUGAGGAUAUUAUUCUGGAACCAGAUACCCUCAUUGAGUCUUUGCCUGGUCAUGACCGAGAAAGGUCCCCUUCGCGGCGAAAAUCAAAAUCACCUGAACGUCAGGGCCCUUUGCGCAUUGAAAACGAUGACCCAUCAAUACCCACAAUAGUCAUCACACCCUGCGAGGCCGAGGAGCGCGAAUCAUCGUGUUGGGUCCCGGUUCAGGACGCAUGCUUUGGAAACCAACUCGUUGUGCCGUCGCACCCGGUGGUGAACGAUGUAUAUCCACCUCUGCUCGCGAAGCCUAUGAUGUGCGGCCGCAAGUGGGAAUAUACGGAGGGACAUUGGCGGGCUGUGCUGCCGUCUCUGGAGGAGCAGGUCCGGAGGGGAUUGUUUUCACGCGUGUUGAGCGCAAAGAGGCGGGCGAGACAUUGUCGGUGAUGAGUUUCGGGUAUAACAUUGCUAUUGUCUAUCCUACUCUCUCUCUUCGCCACACUUGGUUCUAUGUCGAAACUUGAAAGCG